Pocillopora meandrina is the source of this 10880-nucleotide messenger RNA. NCBI's taxonomy places the organism in Eukaryota, Metazoa, Cnidaria, Anthozoa, Scleractinia, Pocilloporidae. The record is from the annotation of a GenBank genome assembly.
AUGCAGAAUAGAACAACUCUGCAUCACAAUUUACAACGGAGGGUUUAUGGUAACUUACCGCCGGGCAUGUUGAUGAAAAGAGCGAGAGGUGUGUUUAAAAUAUUAGUUUCAGAUUUUGUUUUGAUGGUGCGAUGGAGACAUUUUAAGCUUACAUUUUAUAGAUCUAUUGAUCUCUCAGCUGUAUGUAGCCAAGGAUAUUUUUAUUGUCCAUGAGCUUUGCCCAAUUUAAGAAAGAAAAAUAUCGAUAAAAUAAUAAUUGAAAAUCAUCUGCACGGUUUCAGUUUUGCUUCCCACCGAAAACUUUUUUUUUCUUUUUUGUCUACCACUCUGUUCAAAAAUUAUCAUGUGUAUUUACUGAUAUCAGUUAUGAAAGUGAUAGAAAAUCUUUUAUUUCGAUAGAUUUCUGGAUAAAAUACUGUUAAUUAAUUAAUCGCUAUUUUUGCUCAUUUCCUGGAUAGGAAGUAAAUAUCUGCUGCAGUGCUUGCAGAAAGAAACAGCUUUGACGGGGCAUGAAGGCUGUGUAAGUUUUGAGUCAGUGUUAUGUUGUGUCUCAGGAUAAAAUUAUUCCUUUUCUAAAAGAAAAGGAAAAGAAGAAGCAUAUUUUACACUAAAAGGGCAUCUAGUUAUAUACACCCUUACCUUACCCUCCCCUCCCCCUGUUCCUCCCUCAAUCACCCUUUACACCCUAGUAUCAGUAUUCACAUUCUCCAUACUGCUUGCUAUACAUUUGCUAUGGUACUGAAAGGGAUAAUUUGUUUAACAAGAGCUUUUGUAAUUAAUUCAUGAUCAUUUCCUUUAUUCUCAUUACAUUAAUGUUUGUUUUAACAGUGAUAAUGUAAGGAGAAAGAAGAUGCUAGUCACUCUUAGAAGUAAAAGGGUUCACAGUAGUUUUCUAACCAGGUCCAAAUAGACUAGGCUAGAACAUUUUCCUUUAGUUUUAGUCUUGGGUUAGUUUUGCCACUGGUGGGUUCAAGCCCCCUUAGUUUCUCUUGUGAUAAUACCAUUUUGUCUAAUUUCUUAAUUCUUUAGGUUAACAGUAUAGCUUGGAAUGAGAGUGGCAGCUAUCUUCUCUCUGGAGCUGAUGAUUGCCGUCUUAACAUUUACCAGCCAACAAAAAGAAAGGUUAAUUGUACAACUUUAUGUCAUAAUCUCAUUGGCAUGUGUAAUAGGAAUUUUUCUUUUAAAUCUUGAAUAGUAUUCAUCUUUUAGACUUUCCACUGAGAAAACAUGGGACAAUUGUUAGAGGUUAACCCUUUAAACUCCCAAGAUCUAAUUGUUAAUUCUCCUCUCUAGCUACUACACAUUUCCUUGUAAAUAUGUUACAAAGAUGUAGUGUUACAUCAAGGUAAAACUUCUAUCUGUUAGGUUUGAGUAUUCGCAUAACCUGUUUGCUGAAUAUUGUAUGAAUAUUAGAGGGAGAAGUUACACGUAAUCACUUUUGGGGAUUUAAGGGUUAACAGUUAUUGUUAAUUACAUGUAGUGUAGUCCUUGUCAUAAUAAAAGUCAAAAUGACAAUGAGGAUUGGAAGGUCUUCUCAGUAGGCAUUGGGCAGCUAGUCUUGUGAUUUACCCUUCACUUUUGUAUCUUGUUAAAAUAUGCUACUGUAAAAUGGACUUGUUUUAAUGCAUUCUUUUUUAUCAAUUCUGGAAAGAAGUGGACAAGUUGAUAGUAUGAAACCCUUGUACCAUGAUUACCUUGUAAUAAAAGUUUGGUCAGAAAUAUUCUUUUUCCUCCUCCAUUUAUUUAUGUGCAGUGUUGAUAUGUAUAAAAAUAUCUUAUUUUCAGUUGCUGCAUUCCAUCAGAUCUGGUCAUAGAGCCAAUAUUUUCAGUGCCAAAUUUCUGCCUGGUUCAGGAGAUAAAUGGGUGAGUGUUCUUGGGUUGACAAAUUCAGUUCUGUGUUUGAAACUCUUUUGAUAUUAUCUACAUCCUCAUGUUGUUCAGCCUUAUAUGACAAUAUCUUAUCACAAUUUUUGAUGAAAUAAAUUUUAUUUGAGCUGCCAAUUGAAGUCAAUAAAAGCAAUGGUCCUUGCAGGUCUGCUAUAAUUUUUUGCAAUUGCAGAAGGAAAGCCUGAAAAAACUCUGGCCUUGACAGGAUUUAAACCCCUACCUCACAAUUAUUAGUUGGGCACCACUUCCAAAAGAGCUACAAUGUACAAAACCACACUUCAGGAGUGAGGGAAAUUUUAGAGGGUUUUUCUUUCCCUAAGGAGGAAUUUGAACACAAUUCUUAAUGACAUAAACUUUAUUUGAACUUUGGUUAAACAUCAAGUAGAGGAAUGAUCCUUGUAGCAAUUUCAUACUAGAAGUCUGAAAAUUUACAGGCUUUGACAUAAGGCUCUAAGCUCAAUUUUUCAAAAAGUUGCCCUAUGGCAACUUUCCAUUGUGAAAUGGUUGCCAUUAAAAAAUUGUGCUUGCCUUUUUUUUCAAAUCUGUUGGUUCACCAUGUGGCCACUCUUGUCAAAAUUCUAGCCACCAAAUAUAUUUUUCACCCGCCAUGGUGAUUAAAACUUGGAGCACUGUGAUGGGAUUCAAACCUGUGCCUCCCAGGAACUAGUUGAGUGCCACUAUCAACUAUGAAAUGAAGCUAAUGUGACAUCUAUCAGAUUGAAAGCCCUCACUGAAGCACAAAAGCUUUAACCCUUUACACCCUAACAUCAGUAUGCAUAUUCUCUAUACUGUUCUCUACAUAUUUCCUAAGUUGCUGACAAGGAGAACUUGUUUAAUAUCAAGAGCUUCUUUAGUUGGUGAUCAUUUCCUUUAUUCUUGUUACCUUAAUGUUUGAUUCAGGGGUGAUAUUGUUGGUAGAAAUUAGAUGGUAGUCACUCUUAGGGAUCAAAGGGUUAAAUUAAACAAGGGACAACUAGUCUAUUUAUAAAGACAUACCUGAUAUAAAGCUUCUGAGGCCUUUGAUCAAGCAAAUAAUAUUAUCAAAACAUAAAAAAGCUUGUUUUAAUGUAUAUACAUGUUGUGUGUACCAACAGAUAGUGUCCUGUGCUGGAGAUGGCAUGAUUCACUUUACAGAUCUCAAUAGAGAAACAGGCCAUGGACAGUUUCAGUUUAAUUGUCAUGCAGGAACUACAUAUGAGGUAUGGUAUACAGUGCUGCAAGCUCAAUUUUGUCUAUAAAUAUGAAUUAUGUAUAUCCCAGUAGGCUUAUCACCAGAAUACAUUUGUUGAAAAAGGACUUUGAAACGAGUUAUAGAAAUGCUUUUAUUAAAUUAGCUUUUGCAUUUACUGGUUUUUAACUAAGCAUGAAAAUGUGAUAAUAAAUCAAAUUCAUUUCAAUAUGUUUGAAACAGAAUUAAAAACUUACAACAUGAAAAAAAACUGGAACAUAACAAAAUGGAAGUUAAGACUUUUCCUUAGAAUUCAUCUUUGAUAAUUAAAAAGAAAUAAUAAAGUUGUUCCACAAAACUUUUAGAAUUUUCCAUCUGAAGUAGUACAGAGUUCGUAUCUCUUAAAAAAAAGAAUGCUAGAGGUGGGCUUAUAAUUGGAUUAAUCAUAACCAUUACAUUUCCUCAAAUGUGAUGGAGCAUUUGCAGCCUCAUUUUUCACUAAUCAUUCUGUACAGUUGUAAUUGGACAGUGUAAUUGGACAGUUGUCUGUAAUUGGACACCUGUAAUCAGACAAUUGAAGCAGCCAAUCAUACUAAGUCCACUCAACAAAAUCCACCAAUCACAGAAUUGAUCACAAUAACCAUGGCAACAACCACUCAUUUAAAGAAAAACUUUGGAAUUUUCAAUUCCAUAAAUUGUAAGUGAGGAACAUUAAACUCGAGAUAUUGUCUCCACUAGAGAAAAAUUAUUUGUUCAAGAUGUAUUUGUUUAUUUGGAAAUUUUAAUGGUUAUGAUUAAUUGGUAACAAGACUUUGUGUUGUCCAAUUCUGUAAUCACUCGUAUUAUUACAAACCAAAUUGGACUCCUAUGGAGUCCUAUUACCAUUAUACAUUUUUUCAUUUACACUCAGAUGGUCCUAUAACCAGGGAGGGUGGGGAGGGGCCAGCUUUUGAGUUGCAGGGUACUGUAUGAUAUUUGAUAAAGCACACUGUGCUUCUAAAUCAUCUUAUUCAUGUGAUUGUUUUUGUGCUAGGUAAUUACAACUCCUGGGGACCCUAACACCUUCCUUAGCUGUGGGGAAGAUGGCACAGUCAGACUGUUUGACUUGCGAACCAAGACAAAAUGUUUAUGCAGAGAUUGUAAAGAGGUUUGUUAGGUUACAGAAACUUAUCACUAUGAAAAUUUUCCACUUGUAUUGUAUUUAAGAUCAACUGAAUGUGUUCCUCAUUAACUUUAUUCAGUAAAAAUGACAUCUUUUGAGAAAGUUGUUUUGUUGUCUUGCAGUGAGCAUGGUACAGAGAAAAAAUGCUAAGUCCACAUGAGAGAAUUGAAUCAAAACCUUUUGGAUUCUGUUAUGCUCUUGAGAAGAUGAUGCAACAUCUUACUCUUUCACAUUUAGUUAGCAAGCCUAAAAUUUAUCAUCCACUAUAUUCCAUUUCCUCAAAAUUAAUGAAGUAUUUGUAGUUAAAUGCUCAUCAAAGCAGGACAAAAAUUAUCUAAGAUUUCUAGAAAUUUACCAAAAACACCAAACACAGGUCUAUUAUGUGGUUUAAUUUGUUUUAUUUUGUAGAUUAGAUUUGGUGUAAAAAACUUGCUGUGCUAAAAAAAACAAAACUGAAAGAUUUUUUUAGCUCUUGGAUCUUGAAAUAUUUCUUGUGAGUUAUGUGAAAUAAGGGAUUUUAGACACAAUCAAGGCUCCAAAACGCCUUGACUCGGUCGUUCAAAGGUUGGAUAUUGCUAUCCAGUGAAUAAAUUGCUAUAUGGUGGACAACGCCAUACAUUCUGCAAUCACUUAUCUGCCAGAUAGCAAUUUAUCCGUUUGAUAGCAUUAUCCACUCCUCAUACAACUGAGCCCUGGAUUUCAUUUAUUUUGUGAAGUGGUUAGAAGUUUCCUAUUGCCUUUUCUUGCUAUGUGAGAAAAAGAGCAUAAAACAAAGAGAAAUGGAAUUUUGAUUUGAGAUAAAACUGAAAAUGGAGAUGUGGAUUACAGUGUGGUGUGUGGUUGAGUGGUUUGGGCCCCAAGCUUGUAAUCUGGUGAUCCUGUGUUCAAGUCCUCCAACCCUGUUACUUGCUGGAUUUGUUCUUGGUUGCCCCAAAUUCAACUCCCCUGCUGCACUUUGUCUAUAGCCAAGUAGCCUGCCUCCUGCCUGCCUCCUGCCUGCCUAUUACACUAUUUUCAUGUUCAUUUUAUAUUUUAAUAUUUUUAAAUCAGUUAGACUUGUACAAACCUACACCUUGGUUGCCCUGGAAUUAUGGAAUUGGUUAUGGUUAGAUUUAAGGGUUUCAGUACAAUUUUCAUGUGGAGUCACUGAUUUUUUUACUAUUGUGUUGAAGGAGCCCCUCAUAUUUUUCUCUUGUCCUAACACAGGACAUUCUGAUAGACUGCGGUAAAGCAAUCACAUCCAUCAAUCUGAAUCCCAUCAUGCCGUAUCAUCUGGGUGUUGGCUGUGAAGACAGCACUGUACGAGUGUUUGAUAGACGUGCACUGAGCAGUAGCAGUACCAACAAGAUGAAUGGAAUGUUCUGUCAGUUUAGACCAGAUUCACUCAAUGGUAGAACAUGUCGCGUCACUUCACUUCAUUACAGGUGUGAAAAUUGUUUAUCAGCUAAUCAAGUUUUCUGAAAAAUGUUGUGAUUGUACUGUCUGUUCCUGUGUUUGGAUAAAUACCUUAGUUACUAGAUACUCUGUAUUUUAUUUGUUAGCACACCCUUGACCGCAGUCACGUGAUUAUCCAUAUGUAUCAAAUGUGUAAGGCACUUGGUCUGAUUCAUGCGCGAGUCACGCAUUAUUCUCUAAUAGUAUAUCGAACCCUAAUACACAGCAGUGAUUUUAAAGUAAAUACAACUUAGCAAAAAUUCAAGUGUAUGAUUACAAAUUACUUUCACGAAUUUUCUUGGUCUAUAAUAUUCAUCUUGUCAGUAUUUCGAAUUAUAUGAGGUCAUAUGUUCCAGCUUGUUGUGAAAAAUAAAACGAGGUUUUAGAUCUCUUUCUCUUUAAAUAAUUCAUAGAUAUUUCAGAAGAGGCCAAGAAAAGAUGAAAUACGAAAAUGGUUGACCGUUUACACCAAUUGUCAACUUUCAAAGGUUUUACUUUGUACAAUUAAGCAGAUGUUUCCUUUAUGGACCUUGCAUGAAAAGCUUUGGGGCAUUGAUUAGCAAUUAAGUCUCUAUAAAUUACUUGGAAAAAUAUUUAUGACUCUUGUUUAGGGGAGUACACUGCACACCAACUUUACAUGUCUCCAGGCGCGUGUUAAACUUCUAUGCUCUUCCUUUUCUAGCCCUGAUGGUAGUGAACUCCUUGUGAGUUACUGUGCUGAUUACGUCUACCUAUUUACCUUACGCGGAAGUAAACAGCUUCGCUCUACACACGACGAUGACCUGGAGGGUGGAUACUCCAACGGUAGCAACGGUCAUCGGAAUGUACCACCACUGAAACGUCUGCGCCUGCGAGGAGAUUGGUCAGAUACAGGUCCCAAUGCCAGGCCUGAAAGUGAACACCCUUCCCCAGAAAACUCCCUGAUGCAGCGUAUGUCCGAUAUGUUUGCACGCUGGCUUGAAGAAUCGUUUCGCGCCGGACAGCGUCACAGAGCCCGAACAUCAUCGUCGCGCUCGACGUCGGUGUCAUCUACAACAUCAUCUUCGUCAAUGUCUUCGUCGCCGCCAUCUUAUAUGUCUAGUAGCUCAUCAGAGUCAAGCGGAGCUUCGGGUUUGUUUGGAGAGGAACCGAGGUGGCGUUGGAGUCGUGAGCGGAAUUCCGAGGUGCCCCAAAGUAGAAAGGGAGUGAGGGUAGGUGAAUCAAGCGGAGCUUCUGUGGAAAUGGAGUCAGAAUCAGCGGCGAGUUUAGAUGAUGCCAACAGAACUGGCCAGGAGAGAUUAAACGUUUCUAGCACCAAAUCUGUCGAGCUUAUUCCUCACUGUGAAAAGGAAUUUGAAAAUGUUCCUAGAACUACUGAAUCGACAACCUAUGUCAAUGAUACUAUGGCAGCCGCCGCUGAAAAUAAUACAGGAGCAAGCGAAACCUCAACGAUAGCAAUCGAAAGUAAAGACACAGAGAAUGGGCCAAGUAGCCAUCGAUUAUCUCAACAAAUGGACCAGUCAAAAGUUAAAGACUCACAUUCGAACACUUUAGUAAAAACGAAAAGUAAAGACAGUUCUUCACCAGCUACGCAAGAAACCACCCGCCCAAGCCGUACGCACGCGGAUCCAACGUCUCAAGAGGAACCAAGAGACGAACGAAAUCUAGGCGUAAGUGGCGAUGAAGGCGUUGCUCUUCCGGAACACACCUCAGCGGCUACUCGAAUUCAGCGCGUUUAUAGACUUCAUAAGAAGGCAAAGUCAAGUACGGAGUGUGAAGGAAAGGAUCUUUGGAUUCCAGAAAUGACACGAGUCUACAAGGGCCAUCGUAAUGCACGAACAAUGGUUAGUGUACCUUACAAAAUGUCUCUUUUAACCUGAAUUGAAAUUAAAUUAAACAUCAAGGUCUUAAGCUUGCGCAAGCCUCCCGAUGAGCGCAUAGGAAGAUUCCUGGACACAACUUCAGCUCAGAAAGGCAACUUGGCUCUGACAGUCUGAAAGCGCGCCACCUCGCUUAUACAACGUUCGCAUAUGUGCACUCAUUUGACCGCUGUGCUAACACAAUGACUCGACCUGCUCUUCAGUGAAGAUAUCUCGAUCUAAAGUGCAGUGCGCUGUACUGUAUGUUAGUCUAUCGCGUUUCUCACUCACGAAAAUUAGGAAGUGAUUUAUUUGGAAGACCGAACCGGAAUUGUUCGAAUUACUUUGAGGGAAAAAACGGAAUCUUAUUUUUGCUUGCUUACACUCUGUAGAUCAAAGAGGCUAAUUUUUGGGGCGAUGACUACGUUCUUAGUGGAAGUGAUUGUGGUCGAAUCUUCAUCUGGGAAAAAUACAGUGCCGAGUUGGUGAUGAUUCUUCAGGGUGAUAAACACGUGGUCAACUGUGUUCAGCCGCACCCAUAUGACCCAAGUAAGCCAUCUGUUACACUGGUCAACAUGUCUUGUACAUCCUUUCGUGCCUUCUACAUCAGAUAAGAAUUUGUAAUAAUUUGUAUGAUAAGCUUACUUCAGUGGCAAAGUAGAAAAAGGUGAUGUAAUUAUAGAUUUAGUAGUUGCGGACGAUUAUAAGGGCUUCAUAUUUCAAACAAAGUUAUGGCUUCUCCUCCAUAGGAGGUAGUAGCCUUAAAAAUUAAAACAUCUUGCGCAAAUUGAAUCCGGAGUUUUCUGUGAGGAUAUAUAGGGAAGCAGAAGUGGCUCGGUGGCGAGAGGACGCUUCUCUGUCUAUGUUAAGCGCAAGCUAUAAAUAACGCUGCGAAAAGAGCGGUGAAGCUCGCGGGAUUCGCCGCUCGUGCUGUGGCGCUAAUUAGAGCCUGAUUACAGUCUAGGACCUGGGCUGAUUUUGAAAUAGGUUCUCGUUCUUUUUCAAGGAUUUUCCUUCGGGUUCUUUAGAUUUGCUCUCUCUACGAAAGGCGACGCUCCAAAUUCUGAUUUCGAACUGGAAAACAGUGGAUGCAGAGCAACCCAGAGGAAAUGCCACUGCCUAAUUACAAAUUGUAUCUCUAGGUAUUGUUUUUAUCCAUGAAGAGAAAUUCUGCCAUCUUUGUGAAUAGAGUGAAAAACAAAACAAUAGAGACAAAACAAAUUGAGGUUUUAGGACAAUUAACUCCACAUUCAUUUAAACAGUUCUGGCAUCAAGUGGAAUUGACUAUGAUAUAAAACUUUGGACGCCUUCUGCCAAGGAACCCAUGGAACCUAAAGACAAGGAUGAGGUUUGUGUGCGAUUUUUUUUUUUGCCUUUAGACAACGAUGAAGAACGUAUCCAGUGGAGUCCUGCCUUCUGUGUAAUUGCUAUAAAUUUUGUUCUCUUUGUAGAUAAUUGGUCGUAACGAGAAAAUGUUGGAGGAGAGUAGAGAUACCAUAACAGUACCGGCCUCUUUCAUGAUACGUAUGCUGGCCUCUCUGAAUCAUGCCAGGUUUGGUAGGUCAUCAAGGCUAGAAUUCGUCAGCUUGCGAGCAGGCUCUCGUCAUUAUUGGCGCAGCAGGACGUGUGUAUCUCCGCCCGAGGGUCUGGCACUCAAAAUGAUCAGUGCUCUAUCCCUUGCAAACCUCUUGCCAGGUCGUGUUUCUCAAAGCCUCAUUCGUUUCCGUGGGCGACGAAAACGGUCGUGCCAAAGCGCUAAAAAUGAGGGCGUGCUUGCAGGCGAAGAAUUGCUGGACGCGUUCUCUUCUGUUUCUACUUAACCCUUAACUCCCAGAAGUGAUUAACAAGUAACUUCUCCUUAAAAUAUCCAUGCACUAUCCAGCAAAGAGGUCAUGAGAACACUCAAAUUCAUCAGUUACAGGCUUUUAUCUUGAUCUAACAUCAAGUCCUCAUAACUAACUUACAAGGAAAUGUGUAGCUGCUAGAGGGGAGAAUUGACAAGCAGAUCUUGGGAGUUAAGCGGUUAAGCAAUGCAAUAAGACAUUCUCAGGUUUUAAAUAGUCUCAUCUAGGGCACUUAAAAGAAUUCGGGAAAACAAUGCAAAUCCUAGACGCAGUUCCAUCACAUCUAUCGACCUAUGAAAGCGUGCGUACUGUCUUAGUUAUUUUAUAAACACAAAUAUUGCGGCGAGUCACAUGAUUGAUAAGAUUCCACUGAUGAGGACUAUCACGUCAAUAAUUAUUUUUCUUAACCAGUUAGGAAGUUUUUGGAGUGGAACUGAAAUCUCAGACGAUCUUGUCGUGCAUCACGAACAGACAUGUGAUUACGAUAUGUUUCCUUUACAUGUUACAGGUCAGCGGACUCAAGAUGACGAAACCGACUCUGAUUUGAGUGACGAUUGAAUUAUGUGACGUGCUGUGCUGGUCACCAGACUGUCACGCAACUCAUCUGAUUCUUGUCGAGUUGGUUACUCUUACUUUUUUUUCGGGAAUAGAUAUAUAUUGGGCAAUGUUUGUCACCUCAAUGCAGCAAAUGGGUUUAAAGUUUAUCCAAUGUGAGAUAUUACUUUUUCUUGAAAAGAAAAGAAACAAUUACUGUUCCUUUUCAGUCUGUUUAACUGUGGUGGAAAUUAUCACAAGUUUCUUUCGAAACGUUUUACGUUAGCCCUACUUCGUAACAAGAGCAGAGAGCUUUUCUGAACUAGCGUUCUAUGGUUCGUUAUAGUAUAUGCGAUAGUAGUUGGAAACGUUAGUGAGUUAAGUGUUGAAAAUGUGUUUCACUUCGAACACUUCAGUGUACAGGUUUGUUCUCCUUUAGCCCUGUCAUAAGGAGAGCAAUAUCUUUCAAAUUUCAUCAGUUGAAGUAUAAUGAGGCCUUUGGUUGUCAGGGGGUAAUUUUUCUUUUGAUCUUAUAAGAAAGGAGUUAGCUUUGUGGGUUAUUUCAUUAUAUGUAAUCGUGAUCGAUGAUGGGUCUGUAAAUAGUUUGCAUACUAGAUGAAAAACGUUGUGUAAAUUUAUGAAAUCUUGUACAUACUGUAGAUAUUAUUAAAAGAUGUUUUGGUUUUUUUCUGGAAAGGAAGGAUACCGUUGCUUGAAUUUUCGUUCCCCAUCACCAUCUGUGUGCUACUACGUUUCAUGCUGUUUUACUUUGUGAAGUGCGGCCAGCAGUUUGUUAAUAACAAAGGCAUUAUUAUGGUGAUACAAAUACUGCAGGGAUGAUUAGAACCGAAACUUCUGCUCUCGUAAUGUAAUCAAUAAAUUCAGUGAAUAAUAGCGUCUUCGACAUGUGAACUUUGAAUCUUCAGAUCCAGCCCCUGAUAUCUCAAAGCUACAACUUUUGAACCAGAAUACAAUUUAUUUCGAGAAUUGUAAGCAAUAAAAUCAAAUUAAAG